AUGAGCGAUACCUGCUCAUUCAAGCCAACGUUGCGCAUCUCGUUUUAUUUUAGAAAAAUUGCUUGAUAUAUCCGACGUGAUUCCUCUCCUGGUUUGCCACAGUUCCUUGGUCUUCGGCCUGUGACGGUUUUCUUUGUGUUCUCUCCCUGAACGGGGAUCACAGAGAGCAGAUAUGUAUAAUGGUAUCGGGCUGACCACACCACGAGGCAGUGGCACUAAUGGCUACGUUCAACGAAACCUGUCCAGCGUUCGUGUUAAGAAGAACAGAGAUGAGCGUGGUGGAGAGAGGGAUGAGAAGGACCGAGAGAGGCUGGAGAGCCAGCUGAACAGACAGCCUAAUGCUGAUAUUCUGGAGCACCAGAGGAAGAGGCAGCUGGAGGUCAAAUGUGCUGAGCUGCAAGACAUGAUGGAGGAGCAGGGGUACUCAGCAGAGGAGAUUGAAGAGAAGGUCAACACCUUUCGUAUGAUGCUGCAAGAGAAACAAGAACCGCCACCACCUCCAACAGAGAGGCCAGCUGUGACCGAAACUCAUGCUCUGGCAGCUGCUAACCAGCAAAAGAAUGACCGUCUGAGAGAAGCGUUCGGUAUCAGCUCUGACUAUGUUGAUGGCUCGUCCUUUCAUCCUGAACGCAAGGAGCGAGAGAAAGAGAAGAGGGAGCAGGAGAGACUGGAAAAAGAAAAGCAGCAGCAGCAGAAGUACCAGAUGAUUGAGUCUGAAAUCUCUGAUUCCUCUCUUGAUCAAAAAAAGAGCCAGAAGAAGAAAAGAAAGAAAAACAAAAGCAGAGAGAGCUCUGAGAGCCCCUCACCCUCCCCUAAACGAGAGAAGAACAGAAACAAGAAAAAGAAAAGGGAGGAUUCAGUGAAGAGUGACACUGAGAGCAGUUCAUCAGACAAAGAAACAUCCAGAAGAAAGAGGGAAAGGAGUGAAAAUGUUACUCCUCCUCCCAGUAAGACCCGCAAGUGGCAGAGUACAUCCUCCAGCCCAGCACUCAGCCAAUCCCCUCUGAGAGAAAAACAACAAAAUAAAUCCGACUUGCGCACAGAGGAGGUGAGGAAAGGAAGAUCUCCUGACAGGAGGUGGCAUUUCCACAGUGAGGAAAGCCCAAAGAGGGUGGAAAUCGGAAAGAGGUCACCAAGACGCUCAAGAUCCCCUGAGCAAAACAGAACCAGCAAAGACAGAGAAUGUGAGAGGGAACAAGUACAAGAAAAAUCUCAGAGAAGACGACAUGACUCCUCAUCACCAUCUCCUCUACGACAGCAGCAGACGGAGAGACGACACUGGCAUGAAAAGGGAGAGAGAGACAAAAAGAGAGAGAAACUCCCUCAAUCAAGUAGACAUAGUACCUCAUCUCCAUCUCCACCACGGAAGCAGCAGAGUGACAGGCGACAACGGAGUGAGGAGAGAGAGAAACCAUCUCAAAGGAUGAGACGUCACUCUUCUUCUCCAUCUCCGUCAACUAAGCAUCUGAAAGAUAAGACACAGCAGAGCAUAGACAAGAACCAAGGGGAUGAUGGCAAAAAGGACAAAGGUCUGAAAAGACAUGACUCCUCCACAUCCCCUUCACCCUCUCCACGUCUAGACCGAACAAGAAGAGGACACAGUGGAGAGAAAGAGAGAGCAACUUCCCCAAGAGCUGCUUCAGACAGAGAAAAGGAGAGACUUGGAGACAGAGUGAGAGACAGGCAGAGGAAUAGUGAUAGAGACAUCAUCCCAUCUAGUAGAAAUGAUGGUCGAGGAUGGGGGAGUGAUAAAGGAAAGGAAAGAGAGAGAAAUCGAUCUUGUGACUCCAUCUCUCCUGCCAAGUAUUCACCUUACGCUAAUGGAAGACAAAAAGUAAGAGAUCAGGAAAUGGAGAAGGAAAGAGAAGAACAGCGAGAAAGGGAGAGGAGAGAGCAAGAGAUGAAAGAAGUGGCUAAGAGACAACAGGAGAAAAGAAAAGGCAGAGAGAGUGAGAGAGAAAUUGAUAGAAACCGUCAUGGUGACACCAGGAGAGAGGAGAUGCCCAGGUCAGACUGGCCGUCCUCUUCUAGCAGUCAGCCGGAAGACAGACAAGGUGCCAGAGGAAGUGAGACAGAGUGGGACAUGCAGGAAAGGAAAGACAAGAGAAUAGAGGACAAGAGGCAGGAAAUAACUCAAGAUAGUAGUUCUCAGGCCAGGGACAAGGAACGAAAUGAGAAAAAAAUGGAAAAUGAAAAGCUGGGGGAGAAAGACAAGUCCAAAACUGCUAGUAGCAGUAGUAGUAGUAGUUGUUGUAGUAGCAGCAGCAGCAGCAGUAGUAGUAGUAGUAGCAGCAGCGAGAGUGACAGUGACAGCUCAUCAUCUUCUUCAUCAUCUUCCUCAUCAUCAUCCUCUGAUGAUGAAAAGAAACAGAAGAGUUCAAAACAGAACAGCUGCCCUGGUAAAUUGGUUCCUCAUGCUGUCAUUGCUCAGGCUAUUGCUCGCAGAGAGAAAGAGAACAGAGGAAGGGAUGGAGAAAAUGUUGAGGGUAGAAAGGCCCAAAGACAGAGCUCACCUCCUGAGGCCCAGAGAAAAGACGAAGACAUAGAUAGGAGAACAAAGGAUAUGGAGAGAGACAGGAGGUCUGUCCACUCCUCAUCACCCUCAACAGGAACUCAAAGGAACAGUCAUCCUGAGAAAGACAGGAAUCAGGGGAAAGAGAGGUACACUCCCACUGAAAUUUCUAGCCCUCCUCCUUCUCCCCCUCAGAGAGACACAGAGAGAGCAACCCUGGGAGGGGGCAGGCACAUGCCUUUAGAAGAGAAAAAAUCUCAAAGUAGAGAUCCAGAGAGGCCCAGAGAUAGAGAGCGAUACACCUCUUCAGAGCUGGAACGAGAAUCCUCAGGCCGUUCGCCUGGAAGAGGAAGGGAUCAACACAGUAACCGAAAAAAGGAUGCGUUACCUUUGUCUCUGAGGGGAAAAGGAAGGGAUGAAGGCUCACAGGUCAAGCAGACAGCAUUACGACCAUCACCAAAACGCACUCCACCACGACAGUACCAGGAUCCGCAACGAUCACGCUCCCCCAGUCCGAGACGAGGGGUGAGGAGACCCUCACCACCACGCAACUCAUCCCCUUACCGACGGGAUCGCAGCCGGGAACGACUCCGAGAAAGAGAGAGGGACAGACUUAGAGCAAGGCCAGGAGAGGGAGAGCGUUCCAGGGAAAGGAGAACAAGGAACAGCAGAUCCAGGAGUCCUCGUAGACAAAGUCCUCUCUAUAGGUUUCGUCGUACACCCUCGCCAGUACGUCGGCGCAGAAGUAGCCGAUCUCUAUCAAGAGAAAGGGAGCAGGAGAGGAGGAGAAAUAGAGAGCGAGAAAGGCAGCGUGAACAGGUCAAAGUAAGAGAGCGAGAACAAAGAACAAGGGCACCUCCUAAAGAUCCCUCUCCUCCACACCGCUCUUUAUCCUCGUCCUCUUCGUCCCAUUCCUCCUCGUCAUCCUCACCCUCUCCUCAAAGAGAGACGAAGGUUGUGAAAUCUACAAAUGCAGAUAAAGACAGAACUAAGCAAUCAGAAAGGAAAAAUACUUCCCCUCCUCAGCAGACUCCUCGUCUCCUUUCCAAUCAGUCAGAUCUUCGCUCUCAUUCACUUGAACAUCCUGCGCGUUCUAGAUCACCAACCACCAACCAAUCACAAAGCAGGGAUCCACCAGGUGACCGGCUAAGAGGCCAGUCUCCUUCAUCAAUGCAAAUAAAUGAGUUGUCUAUAAGAGGAAAGACUGCAGUGAAUGGCAAACCAGAUAAGGAGAGCUCAGGGCAACAGCAGAAGAGCAGGAGAAGCAGCUCAAGUUCUUCAUCUUCAUCUUCAUCAUCGUCGUCCUCUUCAUCAUCAUCUUCAGACAGCUCUUACUCCGAAGCAGAGAAAGGAAAAGGGGGUGAUAAAGUGGGUAAAAAUAGAGAUUCUGGUAAGACUACGAAAAGCAGAGCUGCUCCAUCAUCGUCGUCAUCUGAAAGUGAGCCAGAAGAAAAGAAAAGUCCACCGCGCCCCAAGAGAGUGCCAGCAGACUCGCUGAGAGACUCCAGGUCACUCAGUUACUCGCCUCCAGUGAGACAAAGGAGACUUGCACACUCUCCACCCACUCAACGCAGUGCAAGCAGGAAGUCAAGAAGCAGAUCUCCAGACAGUCGACGGAGGAAAUAAGUACAUAAUUGUUCACUUUUUAAUUUUCUGGACUCUUUUAUCUGAUGCUGACUGGACUGUAUCAUCUCAAUAUCACAUGGAUGAGACUGCAUUAGGAGAGGCUGAAAAAUGUGACUAGCUGCAAUGGUGACCACUUCACCAUUAGUAGAAGACAAAGGUCUCACAAAACAUGGUUCUUAAGAACUCAUCCUAAAGGGGAGGAUUUAUUUUUUCUUUUAUUAUGGUGUUAUUAAUUUUCACGAUGAGGCUUGCUGAGACACUGACAUUCUCUAUAGCUCUGUGCCAACAGAUCCUGGACCCUAUUUGUAUACAUACACAAAACAAAAAUGUGCAUAUGUCCAGUGCUCUUCUAUCUGCUACAUUGUUCUGAAUGUAGAUGAACGUCUGUUAUUUUGUGAUCAGAAUGGAGGUGUUCUGUUCCUAUGUAUGUGGACAGUGUCUGUUCUUUUUUGUUUCUUUGUGGAAUAAAGAAUUAUGAAUAAUUCAACAGCA
Molecule: messenger RNA, 4630 nt
Organism: Xyrauchen texanus (razorback sucker)
Lineage: Eukaryota; Metazoa; Chordata; Actinopteri; Cypriniformes; Catostomidae
Product: serine/arginine repetitive matrix protein 2-like
Exons: 14
Coding region: 173-4138 (1321 amino acids)
Molecular function (GO): mRNA binding
Source: RefSeq, a predicted model, not a curated record